UUUAAUGACUUCUUUCAGUAGAGAGGCAAUUUCAUGUACUGAUUCAUGUUCCUUGUGCAUAUCAAAAUCUUUUCUCAUUUCAAAGUAGAAUGAAAAGGUCAGGUCUUCUGCUCACACAUACAAUAAUGCAAGCAUACAUUAAACACAGCCCCACUGCACUUAUCUUUGAAGGAAGACUACCUUAUUUUGCACCUAAGUGUGCCUACAUAUCAUAAACAAGUUAAUUUAUCUUUCAUGGUAUUGUCAAUGUAAAUUCUCCUACGCAAGUUAGCACACUGCAUUUGCCCCUGGUGAAAAAUUAUUACUAACAUGACUGACUCCCAGUUCAGCACAAUUCUCCUUUUUAAACAGGAGAGAAAAUGCCACUAUUAAUAGCAGAGCUGUCAAGACAGCAUCAUCUGAAAGACUCGGAGUGUUUCAAGACAAAGCCAGAUUGUCAUUCUCUUGCUGCAGCUUGCAGAAAGAGGGAAAAAAAAAAAAAAAAAAAGUCUUAUUGUUGAAAGUCAGAUAGUUUAAAAGAAAACUUAGUUUAAACUUAUGCAUUGGAUCAGGUAAUGAGGUCUGAUGUGAUUCUGUGUAGAUUUAUUUUGAAAACGAGCAGUUUCUCUUAAAUUGCUCUCUACUUUUUAGCUAUUCACCUCUUCUCAAAUAACUACAGGGAGCAUGUAGGGUGGUUCCUGGUCUCGUGUGUAUCUUCUACAAACAGAUAGAUGUCUGUGUUCUUUAAAAGAUGUUGGGGCAGGAAAGAGGUGUUAAGAGUUCUCACAGUAACACUUAGUAAAUCAGAAACAGCAUUUCUACACAGACCUAAUUCCUUUAUCUUUUUUUUCUCUUACAACAGCAUGCAGGGAAUCUUCAUUUUGCACAUCAAGUAGAUCUGUAGUCACUCUGGACUUGUCUGUAAGGAGACCUAAGCAGUGAGCCAAUAUGUGAAUGUACAGUGCAGUGACUCUGCAGGGAGAUAUUCCCAAAAGCUGAGCAUGCCUGCCACUGCUGAGAGCCAGUGGGACCCAGAUUUCUUCCCACUCUGGAAGAAGUGCACCAAGAAAGUUUGGAAGCAAAGAUGUGCAACCUAAAACUGUCAGUUUUCUUCAUUGUACUUUCUGUCACACUGAGCUGUUUGGAAGCUACACCUAUUGAGAAAUUAUUAUCUGUGGCUGAUGAUCUAUCUGAUGGGACUUCCAAGAGGCAAGGAUGGAUAUUGCCCAUAAUGUCACAGAAUACACUCUCAGGACUUAGUGAGGAAAUGCCAGAACAACCAGCAGCAAAGACAAAAAGUAGUCACCAUCUGGAGAAACGGAAAUGCAACACCGCUACAUGUGUGACACAACGCUUGGCUGACUUUUUAGUUCGUUCCAGCAGCAACAUCGGAGCAAUUUAUUCACCUACAAAUGUGGGGUCCAAUACAUAUGGAAAGAGGGACACAAAUGGGCUUCUAAGCAAAGAACCCCAAAACAAUGCACAGCUUUAGGGUGUUAAAAUGACUACUGAUACAGUUUUCAUUAAGAGUUCAGUUUCUAAUGUAUCAAUAAUGUUUCAGUCAUUUAUUACUUGUACAGUCUUAACAGUGCCUUGUUUUCUUUGUGUGCUUAUAUGUAAUUUAUGUUUGUCAUUUCACUAUGCGUCUGUGCGUGUACAAUGUCAUGCAUAGGCUGUUGUUUCAACUCCAUUAAGAACUCCAGAAAUCUGCUUGUCAAAUUUCUUUGUAAAGGAAAA
Oxyura jamaicensis (ruddy duck) is the source of this 1716-nucleotide messenger RNA. It is a transcript of the gene IAPP, whose product is annotated as islet amyloid polypeptide. Bases 1064 to 1471 code for a protein of 135 amino acids. The record is from RefSeq and is a predicted model, not a curated record. The transcript is spliced from 5 exons. Gene Ontology annotation, cellular component: extracellular region. Gene Ontology annotation, molecular function: hormone activity. Lineage: Eukaryota; Metazoa; Chordata; Aves; Anseriformes; Anatidae.